UUGCUCUGCAGGUGGAUCAUGGAGUUUGGGACCCCAGUCAACGUCAUGCUGUUCAUCUGAGCUGUGGGUACAACACCAUUCCACACACAAGCCUGUUAAUGAACCUAAAUAUGAGCCAGCAGACCACUCAAACAAAUCAUGACUAGCCUGGGCUGAGCCGCUGUAGUCAGGCCGGCUGGCCCCAAUCUGCUGGAGGCGGGGCACGUCCACAGAGGUCAGCCAUGACAGGGACUGCAGGUCACCCGGGAGGUCCUCCUUGUUCAAUUGAGAGGGGUCUGUGGGGUAGCUGGAGUGGACAGGACACGCUACAGUGACACUCAGGGGUUUGAACCGGCUGUUAAACCUCACAGGACCCUAGAUGUACAACCGACCAUCUGGAGAGAUUUCCGCGAUGUGACUGAGUAGACCACCUGUCCGAGAAAAGCUACUGACCUGGGAUUCUUUCCAUUUACCUCAGAGUCUUACUGAAGGAUUAGCAAGAUGCAGAACCGAAAGUUGGAUCUGGAAGGGGCUUUGAUAGCUCGAGACCGGGUUGGCAUUCAGGACUUUGUGCUGUUGGAUGCUUACACCAGUGAGACAGCUUUCCUGGACAACCUGAAGAAAAGAUUCUCUGAAGACCUCAUUUAUACAUACAUAGGGACCCUGUUGGUCUCGGUGAACCCCUAUAAAGACCUGGACAUCUACAACAAGAAGCAGAUGGAGAUCUACAUGGGGGUCAACUUCUUUGAGUUACCCCCUCACAUUUAUGCGCUGGCAGACAAUGCCUACCACACCAUGCUCUCGGAGGCCAACAACCACUUCAUCCUCAUCUCAGGGGAGAGUGGAGCGGGCAAGACCGAGGCCUCCAAGAAGAUCUUGCAGUAUUACGCGGUCAGCUGCCCCAGCCUGGCCAUCCUGGACACAGUGCGGGAUAGGAUGCUCAUGUCUAACCCUGUGCUAGAGGCUUUUGGAAAUGCCAAAACAUUGAAGAAUGACAACUCCAGCCGUUUUGGGAAGUACAUGGAUAUCCAGUUUAACGCUCAGGGGGAUGCAGUUGGAGGUCACAUACUCAGCUACCUCCUGGAGAAGUCCAGGGUAGUCCAUCAGAACCACGGCGAGAGAAACUUCCAUGUUUUCUACCAGCUGAUCGAGAGUGGUGAGGAAGACAUACUGCGGCAGCUGGGUUUGGAGAAAAACGUCCAACAUUACAAGUACCUGGCGCAGGGUGAAUGCUCUACCGUGAGCUCCAUCAAUGACAAGAAUGACUGGAAGACGAUGAGAAAUGCCCUCUCUGUUGUUGACUUUGACAAGGGUGACAUUGAACAUCUAUUUGGGAUCAUUGCCAGUGUCCUUCAUCUGGGCAAUGUCCACUUUGAAAGAGACAGCAAAGGUUCUGCCACCUUAUUUGGGCAUGCAGAGUUACGCUGGGUGUCAAAGCUGCUUAGUGUUAAUGUUCAGGUUCUACAGGAGGCAUUAACUUACAGGAAGAUUGAAGCCAAAACCGAUGAGGUGUUGAGUCCUUUCACUGUUGACCAUGCCAUCUAUGCCAGGGAUGCCUUGGCCAAGGCCAUUUAUGGACGCACAUUCAACUGGUUGGUAAAUCGCAUCAACCACUCUCUGGAGAAUCAGGAUCCCAGUAGAAAGACAGUGAUUGGGUUGCUAGACAUCUAUGGUUUUGAAGUAUUCCAUGUAAACAGUUUUGAGCAGUUCUGUAUAAACUACUGCAAUGAGAAGCUCCAGCAGCUGUUUAUCCAGCUGACUCUGAAGGCAGAGCAGGAGGAGUACGAGGCGGAGGGCAUCGAGUGGGAGCCAGUGCAGUUCUUCAAUAAUAAAAUCAUCUGUGAUCUGGUGGAAGAGAAACACAGAGGCAUCAUCGCCGUGCUGGAUGAGGAGUGCCUCAGGCCAGGGGAUGCCACUGACCUGACCUUCCUGGAGAAGCUGGAGGAGAAGAUGGGCCACCACCCGCAUUUUGUCACGCACAUGCUGGCAGACAAGAGCACACGGAGAUCCCUGGAACGAGGGGAUUUCCGUCUCCUGCACUACGCCGGGGAGGUCACCUACUGCGUUGUGGGCUUCAUAGACAAAAACAACGACCUUUUGUACAGGAACAUUAAGGAGGUGAUGCAUCACUCUAAGAACUCCAUAGUCAGGCAGUGUUUUCCAUCUACAGAGACGGAGAUCCGGAGACGGCCAGAGACGGUUGCAACUCAGUUCAAGAACAGUCUGCAGAAACUGACAGAGAUUCUAAUGGCCAAAGAGGCUUGGUAUGUGCGCUGCCUCAAGUCAAAUGAUUCCAAAAAGCCAGGACACUUUGACGAUGUGCUGGUGAGGCAUCAGGUGAAAUACCUGGGACUGAUGGAGCACCUCAGGGUCAGACGAGCUGGGUUUGCAUACAGGCGCAGAUAUGAUGUGUUUUUACAGAGGUACAAGCCCCUAUGUCCAGCCACAUGGCCCCAUUGGCGGGGACUGGCUGCGGAGGGAGUGGAGACACUGGUCAAGCAUCUGGGGUACAAACAUGAUGAGUAUAAAAUGGGCAGAACAAAGAUAUUCAUUCGCCAUCCUAGAACGCUAUUUGCCACAGAGGAUGCCUAUGAGAUCUGUAAACAUGAUCUAGCAACUAAAAUCCAGGCGAAAUACAAAGGUUACAGGGUGAAAGGGGAGUUUAAGAAACAGAAAGAGGCUGCCACAAAGAUUGAGACCUGCUGGCGGGGAGCACAGGCCAGAAAGGAGAGGGAGAAGAGAGCCUGGGCUGUCAAAGUCAUCAAGAAGUUUAUUAAAGGUUAUAUGACUAGAGGCCAGGCAAAGACAACAGAUAACUCUGAGUACCUGGCAUUUGUGAGGCAGAACUACUUGAAUCGACUGAAACAGAACCUCCCCAAAACAGUCCUGGACAAGACUACUUGGCAAACUCCACCACCUGUCCUCACAGAGACUUCAGAGUUACUGCGGAUGUUGCACUACCGCCUCAUGGUCAGGAAGUACGUACGAGGCAUCACGCCACAGAGAAAAGCAGAGCUGACACUGAAGUCAAUCACUAGUGCCAUAUUCAAGGGCAAGAAAGACUCCUACCCACAGAGUGUUGCCCAUCCUUUUGUGGAAACGAGGAUCAGUGAAGACGACAUCAACAUCAGGGUCUUGCAGAUGGUGCGCCAUGAGCGUGUCAAGUACAGUGUUCCAGUGGUGAAGUAUGAUCGCAAAGGCUUCAAGCCCAGACAGCGACAGCUUAUUUUCACCCAGGCUGCAGCGUAUGUUGCAGACGAGACCAAGGUUAAGCAGACAGUGGCAUAUGCAUCUUUAAAAGGUAUUUCAGUCAGUAAUUUGAGUGAUGGCAUCGUGAUCUUCCAUGUUACUUGUGAGGAUCCCAAACAGAAGGGAGACCUAAUUAUGCAGUGUGAUCACCUGUUUGAGGCACUGACCAAACUAAGCGUGAUCGCAAACAAGCAAGAUGCCAUCAAAGUCCAGCAGGGAAGCAUCAAGUUUGACCUCCAGGCAGGUAAAGAGGGGUUUGUAGACUUCAGCACUGGCCCAGAACCCAUGUGCUACAAGGCUAAAAAUGGACACCUAAUGGUGGUGUCCACCCGCACCAAGUCCCGGUGACCCAAGAAAGCUCAGGAGAUCCAAAAGACAUCCUCUAUGAAAUCUCAAGUCCAUUUCCUUUGUUUCUAAUGCUCAAAGCCUCCAAUAGACCCAGGAAACAACUACAAAGUCUCACUGGAUAUUUGUGCUAUACCGAUGUAUCAUUUUCUUCCCUUUUUAUAAUGUUUCAGAGCACAGGUCCUAAAAUGCUGGGUUAGAAAAUGUAAUUAUUGUAAUAGGGAUAUAUGUACAAUAUAAUGCUUUUAUACUAAACAGAUGAAUGCUGCAUACAACAAUAAAAGGAAUAUGACAAUCUUUA
This is a messenger RNA of Alosa alosa (allis shad), 3874 nucleotides long. It is a transcript of the gene myo1ha, whose product is annotated as myosin IHa. Gene Ontology annotation, cellular component: cytoplasm; myosin complex; microvillus. Gene Ontology annotation, biological process: vesicle transport along actin filament; actin filament organization. The transcript is spliced from 34 exons. Gene Ontology annotation, molecular function: ATP binding; actin filament binding; microfilament motor activity. Bases 481 to 3576 code for a protein of 1031 amino acids. The record is from RefSeq and is a predicted model, not a curated record. NCBI's taxonomy places the organism in Eukaryota, Metazoa, Chordata, Actinopteri, Clupeiformes, Clupeidae.